GUGUCGCCCCUAUCUCGCUGAACGCGAGGAAUAGUCGCGCCCAGUCCCGACGUUGUCUCCUCCACCGUCCGCCGCCCGCCGCCUUUGCGAAGCGCAGCCUACACGCCGCGGUGGAUGCCACUUCUGCCAUGGCUGCGGACUGGACAUCGGCGCGCCGGGCGUGGGAGAAGUGGACCGGGAAGCACGUCGGAUCUUCCGGGAUGCCGAUCAAGGCGGCGCUGCUGCUCAACUACGAUCCGACAGGACCAUCUCGCCUCUUCCCCAUGGUAGCAGAGCAAGAGGGAGCAAAAUUUACUGCUGUUGAUCUGCAGCCAUCCGUCGACUUCUUUAGAAGGAAUAAUCUGCAGACGGAAUUCUUUUCUAUUGGGCCAAACCAAUAUGUGGUCACCUCAAUCCACGGACACUGGUUUACUGCUCGUUGCGUUAACACAACACAGCCAGGAGGUGAAGGAGUUAUAAUUAUGCAGAUCGGAGCAUACUUGUUAGUCUCUAUGUAUGAUGGUUCUGUUGGUUCGGCUUCACGGGCAAUGGUGGCUGUUGAUCAGUUUGCAUGGCACUUUAACCGGAAAACACAUUAAGUUAUUAUGAUGUAGACCCAUGGCCUUAGAGUCUAGUGUAUAACCUGACAUACUGCCUAAUCUUGCUGCUGUACUGGGGCUAGUAGGCAUGUACUGUAAUAACUAAGGUUCUCUUUAAUGGACUGAGUUCACAUGGCACGUUUUUUCCAUAAUUUACAGAUUGCGCUGAAUGUUUAUGAGGUUUA
Messenger RNA from Triticum aestivum (bread wheat), 763 nucleotides. RefSeq lists its product as uncharacterized. Bases 129 to 578 code for a protein of 149 amino acids. Gene Ontology annotation, molecular function: actin binding. The record is from RefSeq and is a predicted model, not a curated record. The transcript is spliced from 5 exons. Lineage: Eukaryota; Viridiplantae; Streptophyta; Magnoliopsida; Poales; Poaceae.